Pecten maximus is the source of this 729-nucleotide messenger RNA. Its product is annotated as carboxypeptidase B-like. The record is from RefSeq and is a predicted model, not a curated record. Gene Ontology annotation, molecular function: zinc ion binding; metallocarboxypeptidase activity. Lineage: Eukaryota; Metazoa; Mollusca; Bivalvia; Pectinida; Pectinidae. Gene Ontology annotation, biological process: proteolysis.
CUUUCUUCUCCGGUACCUGAGAAGUUCAGUAUGAAGACUAUAUGGCUGGCGUGCCUGUUGGUUGUCGCUGUGAACUGUAGACCGGAAUCAUUAGAGAAACGAUACGAUGGCCAUCAAGUGUUGAAGGUAUUCCCCAAUCUUCUGGAAAACUUCAAGAACAUUGAAGCAUUAGGAGCAAAGUACAAUUUGGAUUUCUGGAACCAUCCCAAACACCAGAAUGGGACGUACGACAUUCAGGUUUCCCCUGAACACGUUACAGAUGUCAUCAAUGAAUUGAAAUCGUUAGGGGCAGACGCCAGUGUUUGGAUCCAUGAUAUUCAAUCCCUAAUAGAUGAAUCACGACCGUCGGAUCAUCAAAAACGAGCCUCCGGAACGCUCAGCAUGAAUCAUUACCAUUCAUAUGCGGAGAUCAAUACUUUCCUGAAUUCUAUUGUAUCUUCGAACAGCCAUACCCAUCUCGACAACCUAGGGACAUCUCUACAGGGCAGAUCUAUAAAUCUCAUCAGGUUUUCUACCGGUUCAACUUCCCGUGGGACUCACAAGAAGAGCAUAUUUAUGGACGGUGGAAUUCAUGCUCGUGAGUGGAUAGCCCCGGCCGUGGUGCUCUAUAUGAUUGAUCAGCUUGCUAAUAAUCCCAACAACGACCCAGACAUCGCCAAUCUGUUGGACAAGUUCGACUGGUACCUCGUUCCCCUCGUCAAUCCAGAUGGGUAUGAAUAUUCAAGGAAC